Molecule: messenger RNA, 526 nt
Organism: Camellia sinensis
Lineage: Eukaryota; Viridiplantae; Streptophyta; Magnoliopsida; Ericales; Theaceae
Source: RefSeq, a predicted model, not a curated record
UGGUCAUUCUUCCUUAUAGGAACAAUUAAAGGCCAACAUCGCGAACGGAGAAAGGAUGUAUACAAAACAUAGGUGUGGUUCUAGGUCAAUCCCUGUUAGAGUAGAAAAACUGGCACGAGAAAAGAAGAUGCUACCUGAUCUAGCAGAGUUGUACAAGGAAACUCACUAUAAUGAGAAAACACAUGAGUGGAUCUCAUCUCAAGCUCAGUGUAAUUAUGAAAAUAUGAUACAGACACAGGCUGAUCACCUCUCACAGCCGAGAUCAACCUCUUUGACUGCAGAAGAGCUAUCAAUCAAAGUCCUAAAGCCAAGGUCUGGCUAUGUGAAGGGACUUGGCAUGAGACCUUCAUCCUCUAUUAGGAGGACCACUACCAUAUAUGCUAAAACAAAUGAUUUUGUGAAGUACCUUGAGAUGCAAAUAGAGACACAGAAGGAACAAAUACAAAUGCAAAACAAUAAAAUAGAAACUCUUGAAGAGGGUAAGAAGAAGCAAGAGGAGAUAAUGGCUGAUGUUGUCAAUUUUUGA